Mercenaria mercenaria is the source of this 8855-nucleotide messenger RNA. Its product is annotated as interaptin-like. The record is from RefSeq and is a predicted model, not a curated record. The coding region runs from base 140 to 6838 and encodes 2232 amino acids. NCBI's taxonomy places the organism in Eukaryota, Metazoa, Mollusca, Bivalvia, Venerida, Veneridae. The transcript has 27 exons.
CUAAAACGAGGCUCGCCGCAAAUUUUAAAAACAAAAUUACGAUAGGGAUGUCAACAAAGAAUUUGUGUAUUUUAGUUUGAAUUCCAAACCGAAGAUGCAGUGAAAGGAACAGGUAACAAAAUAGGAGACGAAACACAGAAUGGAUCUUAAUAAAAAAGUUGCUCUACUGAAAUGGCUGGAUGCUCUCAGUGUGCGGUCAAUCAGUAACUUUGAAGAUCUUCGGGACCUUAGUGUAAUAACAGACAUUUUGUGCACCUGUGGGGAUCUGUUACCAGAUAGUGCUAUCCAGACCAGUGUGGAGAAGAGGCUAGACAGUGUUAAAACAUACAUUGAAGGAUGUUAUCAUCAGUCAUUUGAAGAUGGAAGUCUGAUAAAUUUCCAGCUGUUAGCCAGCAGUGUAAGGGGUGAUAUGUUUGAACUAGAGAUGGGAAAGCUGUUGCUAGCUCUGUUAGGCUGUGUGGUUCAAGACAAAGCUCGAGAAAGGUUCAUAGCACCUGCUCUAGAUAUGGACACCCAGAGUCAGUAUGAGCUGAAAGAGAUGAUUGAAUCCCUACUGUUUGUUAGUGAUACAGACACACGUCUACCUGACGACUUCUCUGAAGUUCUCAAGAGGAAAACAGAUUCCGUGUUUGCCAUGUAUUCUAACAGUCCACAGGCGGGUAAUACCAGCGGUAUCAACAUUCGUGACAUAUCGUCACCACUACGUGUUAUGUCUAUAUCCUCACCAGUAACACCACUCGGAGCACUGAUGUAUUCACCGCAGCUUGCACAGAAGAUAGUGUCGCGUGAGGAGGACAAACGGAAACAAAUGGAGGCGAUACUGCGUAAGAAGAUCCAGGAGUAUAAACGUCUCGACCUUGAGCACCAGAAUGAGAAACACCUUCGACAAGAGCUCGAGUAUGAUCUGGAACAAAGUGGACAGAAAAUGAUCGAAAAAGAUAACAAAAUCCGAGAACUUGAGAGACAGCUCGGGGAGGUUCGCAAGUUGAGGGAUAAUCAAGAUGAACUGGAGGCGUUGCGUAUAGAACGUGAGAGACUCGAAUCUCAUAUCAAAGAUUUACAGUCCCGUCUUAAUGAGCAGCAGGCCGUCAGAGAACAAAAUCAGAUGUUAGAAAGUGAGAUUUCCAACAUGUUGAAAGAACAGAAAAUAACCAGGGAUGAGCUGGAUAUGUUGAAUUCAGUGAAAAAGACGAGUGAAACAUAUCGUGUACAAUCUCAUAAACAACAGCUGACUAUUAAGGAGCUUGAGGCAUCCCUGGAGCAUCGUAACCAUGAGGUAGAGCAGCUUCAUCAGCAGCUAGAGGAAGUGAACAACAUGCGUCAAGUCUGUAUGGAAAAAUACAACUCAGUGAAAAAAGAGAAAGAAGAACUAGAGGAGUUAUAUGGUAACAAUCAAGGUGGCAUUAGUGCGGGUAUUCCUAUGUACAGUGGAGAGUCGAUGAAUGUUGUCACAGAAAAAAGAUUAUCAGAGUUACAGGGGGAGUAUGAUCAGCUACGAUCUACGUGGAUAGAUCCAGUCACACAUCACAGUGUCAGUGAACAACUUAAACAGGCAGAACAGGCAAAGGCAACGUUUGAAGAACAGUUCAUUAGAACAAAAACACAGCUGAUGAAUGUUGAGAGUGAUAACGAGAAGCUGACCUGUAGUGUGCGGCAGUUUGAAAGUCGUAUUGGGACAUUAGAAUGUGACCUCGCUAACACAGAAGAGAAGUGCCGAGGUUUGGAGAGUCAAGUAGGCAAGUUGCAGAGUAAUGAGGAUAGUCUCCAGGCAGUUGUUAAAAAUCUAAGACAGGAACUGUCGCAGCUACAGACCGAACUGAUGUUAACAAGACAGGAACUGGACGAUCAGAAGAAAGUCAGCGAGGAUCGUAGAUUAACAAUAGCACAGCUAGAUGAGGUAAAAACACACACGAUGAACUCAGAACACCAACUUAGGCAGAGUGAGCAGACAUUGAAAAGCACAAUACGUGAAUUGGAAAUAUUAAUAGACAAACUCAAAGGUGAAAACACUUUGUUGAAAGAUGAAAUGAAUGUACUGAAGGAAAAGGUGACACAUAUGGAUGAGGACAAUUCUGAAUUGUCUAUUAAACUUGAACAGGAAAGAAGUAUUAAUGCUAACACUGUGAAAAAGCUAAAUACCGAUCUUACUGAAGAAAAAAUGACCACCGAGCAGAUUCAAACCAGUUUGAAAAAACUGAACAGUGAAUACUCGGAAUACAGAACAAAAAUGGAAGCUAAAAUUGAAGAGCUUACAGAAACAGUGAGCGGAAUUUCCAAAGAAAAAAAUGCAGCAGAUUUAGAAGUACGUAAGCUGCAGCUGGAAUUAGAUAGCACAAAGGAAAAGUCACAAGUGAAAUAUGAAAGGUUAGAUAGGGAGCUUACAGAGCGUGAAACUCAGCUGAGUCAGGAAAUAGAAGAUCUGAAAAGAAAGAAUGAAGAUAUUGAAAGAAAGAGACAAAAGGUAGUGGAAGAGCUGCAGACUUCAACCAAUGCUGUUCAAGAGCAGACAAAAGAUAUCCAGAAAUGUAACAAAAAUAUUGAAGAGCUUAAAUCUAGAACAGCAAGUUUAUCUGGAGAUUUGGAGACGGCAAACAGAACAAUUGUUGAAUAUGAACACGAGAUUAAAUCAUUAAAGGAACAGUUAACUGAUGACCAGGAACAAGCUGCUCAAACCACAAAGUCAUUAAAAAAUCAGUGUGAUAACUUGCUAACCCAGUACAAUGAAGAAAAAGCCUUCCUGGAUCAGCAGUUAGAGGAGACAAAAGCUCAAGUUUGCAAAUUAAAUGAAGAGUUAAGGGCUGUUCAUACUCAGUAUAGUGAAGAAAAAGAUUGUCUUAAUCGUCAGAUAGAGGAAUCAAAGUCUGAGGUUUGCCUUUUGAAAGAAGAGUUGGACUCUAAAUUAAAUCAGUAUAACAAGGAAAAAGCAGUGCAUGCCAAAGACACAGAAGACACAAAGGCAGAACAUGAAUCUCAAUUGUGUGAAGUUAAUAAAAAACAUGCAGAUGAAAUGAGUGAAUUACAGGCUAAAAUAGAAAAAAUAAAUGAAACAAUAGAAGAUUCAAACAAAUUACAUUCUGAAAAGGUUGCAGAACUAGUGAAGACUAUAGAACAAAAAGAAAGUGAAAAGUUAGAGCUUGAAUUUUCAAAUAAUGAGAAGAGUACUAGGAUAGAAUCUAUGAGUCAACAGCUAGACUAUCUGAAAGGUGUUGAGAAAUCAAUGAACUCUGCCCUAGAAAACUUGGAAACAGAUAAUGACACAAUGAAAAACAUGAUGAAUCAAAGGGAGGAAGUGAGAAAGGAGUUAGAAAAGGUAAUUUAUGAAAGAGAUCAGGAAAUAGUUCAACUUAAGGAACAGAUUGCGCAGUUCACUGAACAAAUAGAAACAAAUUUAAGGGAUGCUGAAAACAAACUUGGUACACUUGGUACUGAGAAGAGUGAAUUAGAUUCACAGUAUUCCACAUACAGAACACAAAGUGAAAAAGAAAUGGAAGAAUUAAGACAGAAAUUAGAUACUGUUAUUUGUGAGAAAGACACUGAAGUAGAAAGUCUGAAAACUGAGAUUGCUCAGUUGAAUGAAAAGUUAAAGUGCCAGGAAGAAAGCAGUGAAAGUAAGCUCAAUGCUCUGAAUACUGAGAAGAGUGAAUUAGAGUCUAAGUUAUCUACGUGUAGUGAACAGACUGAAGCUGAAAUUGCAGAACUUAAGGACAAGCUGGUGGAAGUGGAGAGUUACUGGAGGUCACAGUGUGAACAGCUUGAGGAGGAGUAUGCUACAGGGACCCAAGAGCUGAGGGAAGCACACGAGAAACAGGUCGAGGAAUUAGAGAGAAUUUCAGAGGAUAAAGAUCUAUAUAUUAGCAGUCAGAAAGAAACUUAUCAACAGAAAACACAAUCGUUAGAAAAGGUUCUUCAGGACAGAGCUGUUGAAGUUGAUAGUUUGAAUUCAGCUUUAGCAAAAGAAAGUAACGAGAACAAAAGUAUUCAAAAUGAAUUACAUAGCUUGAAAGAACAAAUACAAAUUAUACAUGAGGAAAUGAGGAUUCAAAGAGAAGCUCAUGAGAAACAAAUGAAGGAGAUAGAGAAAGCUUCAGCAGAGAAAGACGUAUCGGCUUCUGAUAAGAAAGAGGAACUUGAACAAAAAAUCUGUGAUUUGGAAAAGAUUCUAAAUGAAAAGUUAGCUGAAAUUGAAAGGGUAACUUCUUCUUUAUUGAAUGAAACAAAUGAAAGAGAAAGAGUGCAAAGUGAAAAAGGUGCUGUCAGUGAACUGUUAGAAAAAGUAAGAGAGGAGAAGAAAAAUGAAAUAGAAUCACUUAGGAAACAGCAUUCAAACCAACUUGAAGAAUUGAGAAAUGGAAUGAAACUUGAGCAUAGAGACAUUCUUUGUAAAACAAACAAUGAUUAUGAAACAAAAAUAUCUAAGCUUCAGACUGAAAUCGAGGAACAGAGAGUGAACUACCAGCAGAUGGUGUGUGACAUGGAGGAAAAGCUUGGUGGGGAGAAUACAAUGCUUAAAGAACGACUCUCACAGAUGAAAUGCCAGUAUGAGACUCUCAUUGAGUCAAAAGAGAAGGAUAUUAAGAAAACAGCUGAAGAUUGGCAGACUCGGAUAGAAACUGUAAAAAACGAGAAGGAAAUGGCAGAACAGCAGUGUAAUUUAGAAAGAGAAAGAAAUAACAAGUGUCAAAGUGAAAUUAUGGUUUUGUCAAGUAAAGUGACUGAAUAUGAGAAAAUGCUGACAGAGUCUAGCAAUAUACAAACAGAACUGAAUCAGAAACUUGAAGCAGGGGCUGAACAUUUGAAAACACUUGAAACAGAGUUAACCUCAGUGAAAGAAUGUUUAAGUGCCAGUGAGAAGGAACUUUCUGGUUUCCGUGAGAGUAUGAGUCACGAGAAGGGAGAGAAGGAAGAACUGAGCCGACAGCUGGAGUAUACUCAGGAGAGGAAUGAUACACUGACAGGAGAACUCUCUAGUCAACAACAACAGCUAGCUGCUGUGGAAGAAGAGAAGCGUCAGUUAGAAAUACAGAUCAACCAACUUGUUGCUGCUCAGGAGGCUACCAUAGCUCAACUACGACAAGAAAUGGACACCAAGAUACGAAUGCUGGAACUAGAAAAAGCUGAACUUGAAAGGCAGUUGCAGUCUAGUCAGAAAUGCUAUGAUGCAAUGCAGAAAUCAGAAACAGAGCGACAACAGCAGGUGGAGAAAUUACGUGUGGAGAACGAUCGCUUGCAGGAGAAGAAUCGCGAGCUAGAGCAGCGGUUGCGAGCGUUCCUGGAGGACGAGCGUCACAUGAAGGAGGAAAAUCAGCAGCAACGUGAUCGCUGUACGGAACUCAACAACAGCCUGCAAACACAGAUCCGACAGUGUAACACUUUACAGGAGACAAACACUAAACUAAAACAAGAGUAUGAACACAACAUACGUGUACUUAGAGAAGAGAAGACCACACUUGAAAUUGAAAAUGCAGAACUACUCAAGGUUGAAGAAACUUUGAAGGCAACAGAGGCUGAGCGUAAGAAGUUAGAGGAGCACACAGACUUGUAUAAGCUACAUUAUAACAAGAAGAAAGAUAUCAUUGCUAAGCAGGCUGAACAGAUUGAGACACAGAACAAAGAACUUGACUACUACAAACGAGCGGAGGAAAAACUCAUCAAUGAAUAUACUCCACUCAAUGAUAAACUUAACAUGGAAAUAAUGAAAAAUAAAACACUAGGUAAACAGAUGCGAAGUCUCGAGACACAGCUGGACUUGGCAAACAGGAAGUUAAAAGAAUACAAACAACAACUUGAGAAGAGUGGCAGUGUGUUCCUUGGUGAUCCAUCUGACUUCAAUAAAAUGCUGACAUCUAGAGAUAACUGUGAUGAUGCCAGCUUCAUGGAGAAUCAUCCGUCGUCAGUGCCGCUGAACACAUCAGUGUUUGAUCAGGAGAAUGAUGAUACAUUAACCCCUGGUACACGAGCAAGUCGUUCCCGCAGAAGGAUCAGCAAGUCCGUCAGUAGUUCUACAGUCUCCAGUGUUGACAAUGCAGAUACAAUCAGCAUAGGUUCAGCAACAUCCCUGGCCUACAGACUGAGGUCCCGAGAGUCAGCAGUCAGCUUAAACAGAAGUAUUACCAGCUUUGACUCAUGCAAGUCUAAUGUUCCAAAAGGAACAGGAGGUAUAUUCCACUGUGAAGAUGAACCCAUGGAAUUUGAAUGGGGCCGUCUUGGUGAAUUAUCACGCAGGAACACAAUGUGUCCCUCACAUUUAAAAACUUCAUACCCUGUUGAGACGCAGCUCUACAAACCGUCAAGAUUCCGUGAUGACGCACUAAGGGAGAGCACUAUCAGUAAUGAUACUGUGAUAAACAUUAAGGGUCAGCAGCCUGGGAGUGGUAGGAAAAGAAAACAAGGUUGGGACAGUGCAGACUCCGGGAGUGAUUCAGCAGAUAGUAAAACAAGUAAACAGGCAAAGACUGGAUGUGUCUACCAGAAGCCAGGGCCUCCCACUCCUGCUAAUUCCCGUCGGAGCUCCAAAGGAUCAAAGUCACCAAACUCUCGGAGAAAUUCUGGGAAAGGUUCAAAUUCCAGGUCACCUCGGACCCCAUUGUCAAUACGUGGCAGGAGAACCCCUAAAAGAACGCCCAAAACCAACACACCUAAACGGAACACUACUGUGGACACUCGUUCAAAUAACGGCUCAGGCAAAAAGUCAACAAAGCGGGAGAGUGUUGCCUUCAAUGUCGGGUUCAGUCCACUUUCCCUGGGCCGCUCCAAUCGUCUCACACGUCAGCAGGCAUUCAUACAGAAGCAACCACCUUCAUCCUCUCAGCUACACAGGAGAAAUAGUAUGAGAAAAUGAAUGAACCCUACAUAAGAAAGCCCCUGGGUACACGGAACAUUUUACAGACUGGUGUAUGAACUAGAAAAGCAGGGUAUUGCAGUGUUUAUAUUAAAAUCCAGUUGGACUUCAAUGUGAAUAUUGUGUAAAGAACAGCUCAGUGUAAAUCUGUAUAUAUUGUGUAUAACCUAAGGUGUAUUCUUACCUUGCAAGUAAACAGAGUGUUUGACUUGAGAAAUAAUUUCUCUAACGAAGAAGGAGAAAACACAUGAACUGGCUUUUUAGAAAAUCCAGCAUGUAUAAAGAAAUAUUUAUAGAUUUUAUAGUGUAGUGAAUUAAAAUGUAGCUACCAAUAACCUGUUUUAAUAUGUACAUGGUUGUGUCAACAGUGAUAUGUUUUAAUUUAUAAAAGUGUUGUCUUUGCUGUAUUUUGUAGUCCUCAGUUUUCCCUCUUUUCUAAAUGUUACACUCUCUGUCUUCUUCUAAUGUGACACUUGUGUUGUAUGUAUAUGCAGUGUUAACCUAUAUUCAUAUUUGUUUUUCAAAUACAAUCUACAAGUUAUUAAAGUUACAAAAAUACAAACCAUUGAUCUAUGUGUGCACCUUUAGGUUACUUGGGAAAUGUUGAAAAUCUGUGACUUCGUAUUAAUAUAGAAAUUUAACUUUGUUUCUUCAAAUGGCACGAUAACUGCAGUCACAUUGUUGUUUUUGAACAGUGGCAUUACUUUUUUUCCGUGUUAUAUUUUUACCAUUGUAAAUAAUGUACUUAAGAUAUUAAGAUAGUGCUGUGAACAUGGACUGUUUAUUUUAAAGGGAUAGAAAGAAUAGACACUAACUUAUAUUUAAGGGACUAGAAUAUAAAAUAGAUAUAAGGCUCGUAAUCAUCAACACUUGAGCCGCACCAUGAGAAAAUCUACAUAGUGCAUUUGCGACCAGCAUGGAUCCAGACCAGCAUGCACAUCUGCGCAGUCUGGUCAGGAUCCAUACUGUUCACUAACAGUUUCUCUAAUUGCAAUAGGGUUUUAAAGCAAACAGUAUGGAUGCAUUGAUGACACUGGUCCCAGCUUUUGAUUAAAUACGUGAAUGUGCUUUAUUCUGCUACUGAUUCCUGGAUGUGUAACUGUAAGUGUUCUUUAUCCUGUGAGCACGUCUGUUGCUUAUGUCAGGGACAAAAUUAUAAUCAGGAAAAUUUGCUGUCCUUCAUAUCUAUUCAAGAAUAUUUGCAUUGGAUAAAAGAAGAGUAGAUUUUGUUGUUUGAUAUUAUAUAUUAGGACCUCAUGUUGAGUACAGGAAUUGUUAAGUUAAUGGGUGUAAUGUUGUCAAAAAUUUAAUACUCCUUUGUGUCUGUGACUUUCUCCAGUUCCUCAUUCAGUUGUCCUAGUAACAUAAUCUGUGUGUCUGUUUAUGUUAAUUUUUCUUUCAAAUAGGGCUUGCCUGUGUGUGAUUAUUCCAGAAAAGAAAGGAAAAAUGGAUGUGCUUUUAACUCGUACCAGGGAAUGUCUAGGCCUGGAUCCAACACACAUACUGAAUGUAUAGGCUGGUUUUUCAGGUAUUUGAAGCUGCCUGUGUUAUAUAGUUCGAGGCUAGACUGUUCAGUAUGUAUACACUAUUUCUUGGGGUUUAUUUUGGUGCUUUUAGUGAUCUCAAAUCAUGCUGAAAUUUUCAUCAUUGUUCAUUAAAUUUUUGUCACAUUUUAGUCAAAUGCUAUCUUUUACAGUAAUAAAAAAGUAUCUUGUGUAGUGAAAACUGACAAUCCUUUGACAUUAAUCUUUCAUAUUGUUCGACAAAAUUUGUCUGUAUCAGAAUUAAAUAUAUUUUAUAUGAUUUCAGUAUCAUUGUUACCAGAAAUUAGUACUUAUAAGUUCAUUUUUAUUAAAUGUUCUCUGCAAUUCUUAGAGACUGUGUAGAUCAGAAACUUAUAAAGGUGUUCUACCCUUGGCCUAAAAAAAUAAUUGUCAGGUUGUGCAUAUAUCAUUAUAUCAUUUUAUACAUCAUAUUUGAUUAGAUAUAGCUAUAAAUAAACUACAUGGAGCUUGUA